Grus americana (Whooping crane) is the source of this 2630-nucleotide messenger RNA. RefSeq names its product sodium channel epithelial 1 subunit alpha (gene SCNN1A). The record is from RefSeq and is a predicted model, not a curated record. The transcript is spliced from 13 exons. Gene Ontology annotation, molecular function: ligand-gated sodium channel activity. Gene Ontology annotation, cellular component: membrane. Gene Ontology annotation, biological process: sodium ion transmembrane transport. Bases 350 to 2263 code for a protein of 637 amino acids. NCBI's taxonomy places the organism in Eukaryota, Metazoa, Chordata, Aves, Gruiformes, Gruidae.
GACCCCCGCCGGCGCCGCCAAGGUCAGCGCCCCGGCGCGUCCCCGGUCCCUCGGCGGCCUCUGCCCGGCCGCGGACACUUGAGAGUUUAAAGAGGCUUUUCUUCCCCCGGGGGAAGGGGCAGGAGAAGGAGAAAAGAAGAGAAGGAGAAGGAAGGAGGGGCGGGCGGGGAGAGGCUGGCAGGGCAGGAGCCGGGCGGGGUGCUGGCUCGAACUGGAAAGGAACCGGUCCCAGCCCAGCCGGGGAGGCUGCGGGAGAGCCGGCAGCGCCGGGCGGCAGCGCUCGGGGAGGGCACACCGGCAUCGGCACCGGCAUCGACAUCGGCCCCGGCCCGAGCAGCCGCCGCCCGCCAUGGGCACGGAGCCUCGCGGUGGGUGUGUGAAGGCAGGGAAGAUGCCAGAAGGGGAGAAAACGAGGCAAUGUAAGCAAGAAGAGGAGCAGCAGCAGAAAGAAGAGGAGCAGGAGGGUCUCAUCGAAUUCUAUGGUUCCUACCAGGAGCUAUUCCAGUUCUUUUGCAGCAACACAACCAUCCACGGGGCUAUCCGCCUGGUGUGCUCCAAAAAGAAUAAGAUGAAGACAGCCUUCUGGUCCGUUCUCUUCUUUCUCACCUUUGGCUUAAUGUACUGGCAGUUUGGGAUCCUCUACAGGGAGUACUUCAGCUACCCUGUCAACCUCAACCUCAACCUUAACUCCGACAGGCUGACUUUCCCAGCCGUCACGCUGUGCACCCUCAAUCCAUACCGAUACAGCGCCAUCCGGAAGAAGCUGGAUGAGCUGGACCAAAUCACCCAUCAGACACUGCUAGACCUUUACGACUACAACAUGUCUCUGGCACGAAGCGACUGGUCCACGCUGUCCAUGCGAAAGCGUAGCUCAAGGAGCCUGCUCCAUCAUGUCCAGCGCCAUCCACUGCGAAGGCAGAAGCGGGAUAACUUAGUCAACUUGCCAGAGAACAGUCCCUCGGUGGACAAGAACGACUGGAAAAUUGGCUUUGUUCUGUGCAGUGAAAACAACAAGGACUGUUUCCAUCAGGCGUACUCCUCAGGGGUGGAUGCCGUGCGGGAAUGGUACAGCUUUCACUAUAUCAAUAUCCUGGCGCAGAUGCCUGAUGCAAAAGCCCUGGAUGAGUCUGACUUUGAGAAUUUCAUCUAUGCUUGCCGCUUCAAUGAAGCAACAUGUGACAAGGCGAAUUAUACCCACUUCCACCACCCCUUGUAUGGGAACUGCUAUACCUUUAACGACAACAGCAGCAGCCUGUGGACAUCCUCGCUGCCUGGGAUCAAUAAUGGUCUCUCUCUGGUGGUGCGCACCGAACAGAAUGAUUUCAUCCCUCUGUUGUCCACGGUGACAGGAGCCAGGGUCAUGGUCCAUGAUCAGAAUGAGCCAGCCUUCAUGGAUGAUGGGGGUUUCAAUGUGCGUCCGGGUAUUGAGACCUCCAUCAGCAUGAGAAAGGAGAUGACUGUGCGUCUUGGGGGCAGUUACAGUGAUUGCACAGAGGAUGGCAGUGACGUGCCAGUACAAAAUCUGUACUCAUCCCGCUACACGGAACAGGUCUGCAUUCGCUCCUGCUUUCAGCUCAACAUGGUAGAGCGCUGUAGCUGUGCGUAUUACUUCUAUCCCUUACCUGCUGGAGCAGAGUACUGUGACUACACAAAGCACGUGGCCUGGGGCUACUGCUAUUACAAACUUCUGGCUGAAUUCAAAGCUGACGUGCUGGGCUGUUUCCACAAAUGCCGGAAACCUUGCAAAAUGACAGAAUACCAGUUGUCAGCUGGAUACUCCCGCUGGCCUUCUGCUGUCUCAGAGGAUUGGGUUUUUUACAUGCUUUCACAACAGAACAAAUACAAUAUCACAUCCAAGAGGAAUGGAGUUGCCAAAGUGAAUAUCUUUUUUGAGGAGUGGAACUACAAGACCAAUGGGGAAUCUCCAGCCUUCACGGUAGUCACUCUGCUGUCCCAGCUUGGGAACCAGUGGAGUCUCUGGUUUGGAUCCUCUGUCCUGUCUGUGAUGGAGCUUGCAGAGCUGAUCCUGGAUUUCAUCGCCAUCACCUUUAUCUUGGCCUUACGCUGGCUCCGUUCCCGGCAGCAGCUCUCCCCACCGGCACCCCCCCCAAACAGUCACGAUAACACUGCUUUCCAAGACGAGGCACCAGCCCUCGGUGCUCCACACCGCUUCACUGUUGAGGCUGUAGUGACCACACUGCCAUCCUACAACAGCCUGGAACCACGUGGGCCAAGCAGGGAUGGUGAGGUGGGACACGAGUGAGCCAGUGGCUUAUUCCACAGUUCAGAUGGGUGACAAUUGAAGCAGAGGCUGCACGCUUUGGUGGGACCUGCAUUUCCUUAUUUCUGGGGUGCUCUACCUGGACUGUAGCGGAAGACUGUACUGUGGUUGGCCUGGGUUCAUUGCUUUCACUACUGUAGGUGAAUUCUUUGGUCUCAUAAAAUACUACUGCUCUGGGGAUCACCAGGGAUAAGAGUUCAUCUAGUGUACGUAUGGGGGAGAUGUCCACUUGGUUUCCUUACGCUCCUUGCACGUGCCCACCUCCACGUGCAUGCAUGCUUUCUUUUCCCUGCAACAAGGAUGCUGCCACAGUUCUGGUUUGUUGUUAAUUAAAGAGGUUUGGCAGGUA